CUGAAUGGCAUUCAUCACCCCUUCCUUUGUAUUCCUUUCAUUCGCCGCCAGUGCCUUAGCCGCCGUUGGCCCUUCCACCAAUCUACAUAUCGUUAACGCUAUCCUCUCCCCGGAUGGUUUCUCCCGCGACACCGUCUCUGCCGAAGGCACAUUUCCCGGUCCUCUCAUCACUGGUUCCAUGGGCGAUAACUUCCAACUAAAUGUCACUGAUGAGCUCACCGACGCAAACAUGCUCCAGAGUACAACAAUACACUGGCACGGUCUCUUUCAAGCUGGAACCACUGAAAUGGAUGGUGUGGCAUUCGUUAGCCAAUGCCCGAUCGCACCUGGAAAUUCUUUCUUAUAUGACUUCAGUGUUCCUGGGCAAGCAGGGACCUACUGGUACCAUUCACACCUGGCCACCCAGUACUGUGACGGUUUGAGAGGUGCAUUGGUCAUCUACGAUCCGGAUGACCCUCAUGCAUCACUGUAUGAUAUCGAUGACGACUCCACCGUCAUCACUCUAGCAGACUGGUACCAUGUAUUUGCCCCUAGUGCAGGGCUUAUUCCGACUCCCGAUUCAACUCUCAUCAACGGUCUCGGACGCUAUGCUGGCGGUCCGGCUUCAGAUCUUGCUGUGAUCUCCGUCACAUCUGGGAAGAGGUAUCGGUUCCGUCUCGCCAACAUCUCGUGUGACCCGAACUACAUCUUCUCCAUCGAUGGCCAUAACAUGACUGUCAUUGAGGCGGACGCUCAGAACACUGUCCCCGUCGUCGCUGAUUCUGUCCCCAUAUACGCCGGCCAGCGGUACUCCCUUGUCGUCACUGCCGACCAAGCAGUUGACAAUUACUGGAUUCGUGCAGUGCCUGAUGUCGGUACUACUACCUUCGAUGGAGGUUUGAACGUAGCUAUUCUUCGUUACGUCGGAGCCGAUGAAGUCGACCCUGUCACGAACCAGACCACCAGCGUCGCACCACUUAUUGAGGCUGAUCUCAACAGCCUCGACGCCACCGGUGUUCCCGGUGACCCUACACCUGGAGGAGCGGACAUCAACAUAAACCUCGAUGUCGUCUUUAACACCACUCUUCUCGAGUUCACUGUCAAUGGCACGCCCUUUAUUCCGCCUACGAUACCAGUCCUUCUCCAAAUACUCUCCGGAAGCCAGACUGCACAAGACCUCCUUCCCUCUGGCUCUAUCUAUGUCCUCGAUCCCGGAAAGACCGUCGAGAUUUCCAUCCCAGGUGGUGCUGCUGGUGGCGGCCACCCUCUCCACCUUCAUGGUCAUGCAUUCGAUGUCAUUCGUAGCGCUGGGAGCGACACUUACAACUACGUAAACCCCGUCAAGCGUGACGUCGUCAACAUUGGUGUGGCGGGUGACAACGUUACCAUCCGCUUCACUACGGACAACCCUGGACCUUGGAUCAUGCACUGCCACAUCGACUGGCAUCUUGAGCUCGGCUUUGCUGUCGUCUUCGCCGAGGAUGCCCCAGAUGUCGCGUCCACUAAUCUAGUCAACAGCGAUUGGGACUCCUUGUGCCCGACCUAUGACGCCUUGCCACCGUCCGAGCAUUAAAUCCGACCGUGGUGUCUUUCGGAAAACAGGUUCCCUCACCCCCUAGCCAGAGUGUUUGUUCGGACAUUUUACCUUCAUUUCGCUUCAUCUUGCGUUGAACUUCUCAUCUCGGUAUUCACUAUCUAUCUCGGGUUCUGUAUUGUUCUUAUUUUUUUCUAUCUUGGGCCUCAAUGCUUGUCAUAUCUUGUUCAUAUCGCAACCUAAUCCGAUCAUUGUGCAUACAAAUUAAAUCCAAACACUCUCGAAUCAG
Stereum hirsutum FP-91666 SS1 is the source of this 1802-nucleotide messenger RNA. It is a transcript of the gene Shlcc6, whose product is annotated as laccase T2 copper depleted. The record is from RefSeq and is a predicted model, not a curated record. The transcript is spliced from 16 exons. Bases 5 to 1552 code for a protein of 515 amino acids. Lineage: Eukaryota; Fungi; Basidiomycota; Agaricomycetes; Russulales; Stereaceae. Gene Ontology annotation, molecular function: copper ion binding; oxidoreductase activity.